Messenger RNA from Tetrahymena thermophila SB210, 1371 nucleotides. RefSeq lists its product as hypothetical. The transcript has 14 exons. NCBI's taxonomy places the organism in Eukaryota, Ciliophora, Oligohymenophorea, Hymenostomatida, Tetrahymenidae. Gene Ontology annotation, molecular function: small GTPase binding; GTPase activator activity. Gene Ontology annotation, cellular component: nucleus; perinuclear region of cytoplasm; cytosol. The record is from RefSeq and is a predicted model, not a curated record. Gene Ontology annotation, biological process: nucleocytoplasmic transport; activation of GTPase activity.
AUGUCUCUGAAUAGUAUUAAGUAAAACUUGGAUAAUGAUGAUGAAAGUGAAACACUUGAAUUAUUCGGAGAUCUUUACCAGCGCCCUGCCUCCAUUAGGGACUUAUCACUAAACUAUCAGAAUAAUGGCUUAGAUGAUGAGACAUUAAUAACAUAGGUUUUAGAAAAGCUCGAGAAUUUUUCAUCUUUGGAAUCAUUUUCCUUAUAGCUAUAAUAAAAUAAAAUUAAAGAAUAAGGACUGCAUAGCAUUGGCGAAGAACUUUAAAAAAUGCAUAAUUUAAAAGAGCUAGAAGUUAAUUUGAAGAAUAAUAAUAUAGGAAAUAGUGGUUUAGAUUCCCUUUUAAAAAAAAUAAAAUCAAAGAAUUUAGAUUAUUUAGAGCUCAUUUUAUAGAAUUGUGGAUUAAAAGACGAAGGUCUACCUGAAGUUUUUGAUCGUUUUACAUAUAAAAACCAUAGCAUCAAAAACUUUAGGCUUUCUUUGCACAAUAAUUAUCUAUCAGAUUAAACCAUAGACAGUAUAACUUAGCAUAUUUGCAGAAUGACUAAUAUCAAUUAAUUUAUGUAUUGUGUAGGAAAGAAUAACAUAUCUAAAGAAUCAGGCAGGUAUAUCAUGAAAUCACUACAAAAUUUAAAUAAAUUGAAGGAUCUUGAGCUAUAUUUCUACAAUAACUCAAUCUAGAAUACUGGGCUCAUAAAUGUAUUAAAAUGCAUUGCCAAUUUUCCAUAUUUACAAGAAUUGACCAUACAUUUUCAAAAAGCAUAAAUUAGUGAAGGAGCAAUUAUUCCAGUAUAGCACAUUAAGCCUGAUUUUCCUCUUCAUACAAUUGAUUUUAAUUUUUAUAAGAAUGACAUCAAUGAUGACACUAUUAUUUCAAUAACUAAACAUAUAUCGCAAUUUAAAUAAUUAUAAAGACUAUCCUUGUCCCUGUUUAAUAAUAAAAUUGGAGAUUAAGGAUUUGAGCAAAUAUCUUCCUUGUUAUCUGAACUACCUCAUUUAUUCUAUCUUUAAAUUUAUAUUGGAUAAAAUGAAGUAACAGGAAUGGGACUUGAGUAAUUUGCUGAUAAUAUCACCUCAAUAAAAAGUCUUUAAAAUUUUAAUCUUUGGACAGUUCCAAGCGAAAUAUAGCAAAUAAGCUUUUGCUAUUUAAUUAACAAAAUUUCAAAACAUCCUCAAAUUAGAUCUUUAACUUUAGAAAUAGGGUUAGAAGAUAAAGAAAUUAGUGAUUUACUAAUUUAGUCAGUCCUCACAUUACAAAAUAUUUAUGAACUGAAUAUAGAUCUUUUCAACUUUUGUGAAGAAAGUUUAGCCUACUAAAUAAUUAAAAAAUUACCUCUCCUUGUUUUAGCCUACGAAUUAGAUUACGAAGAUUGA